Rhagoletis pomonella (apple maggot) is the source of this 2794-nucleotide messenger RNA. RefSeq lists its product as uncharacterized. The record is from RefSeq and is a predicted model, not a curated record. Lineage: Eukaryota; Metazoa; Arthropoda; Insecta; Diptera; Tephritidae. Bases 598 to 2697 code for a protein of 699 amino acids. The transcript has 3 exons.
GAAAUGAAAAUUUACAUUUCACAAAAAUGAGUUUUGAAAAAUUACAACACCGCCAGUUAGCAGGUCCAAACACAUUCCACACAUCGUAAACGCAUGAGCCAUUUUCAAUAGAGCCGCAUCGGUUUAUCACUGGUGGAUUUCCUACAGGGGUUGCUUAUGGCUUGCUGCUUUUGAAUUCAAAAAUUUAAAUAGUAGAAGCAAGAUGAAUUGAGUAGAAGAAGCAAGGCACAUUAAUAUGCUUUGAGUAGAAAUAGGUAUGUAUAUGUUAAAAAAACGCAUCGUACGACAGAGAUAUCUAUAUGAACGCAACAAAAGUUAGGUAUUCUUUUCUAAAGUACGAACGAUGCAGAAAACACUUGUUGACUAACUAGAAAGAGAUAAACAGAAAAUAAAUAAUUUGGUUGCUCCUCUACACACAAUCAUUCUAUCCCUUUUUUGUCAUGUACUAUGCCAAGUUAGGCUAUCUAUUUCGCUGAUGUGAAGUGCUAAUACAUUUACUUUGCAAUUUUUGCUGAUCAACUACCAACUCAAUCGCAGUGGUUCGGUAAACGAAAUAACAAAAGUUUUGAUUUUUUUUUUUUCAUACAAGUGAACGCGAUGUCAGGGCCUUUUAAAAGAAAACUAACAAUCCCAACGAGUUCCAAGGCAAUUAAAAUAACGCUGGAAAGGGACGCGCCACCAUUUGUUAUAGCUAGGGGCACUGCAGCGGCUACCGUAGUGCAUACACCAACAAACUUGGAAACCAUGGUACCAGCUGCCAAUAUAAACCAGACAAAAUACAACGUCGCUGGCUACACGGUUGGCGCAUACGCGACUGCGGUUACUACUACACCAUCAACAUCAACAUCAGCAGCAGCGACAACGUCAACUGGUCCAGUACGGCUGCCGCGGUCGAAAAUCAAACGAGUUGCGCUUUAUAGUGGUAGUGCUACAAAAAACGAUGAGGGGACAGCGCCAAGCCCGACAGUUCCCCCUCCAAAUAUAACAAAGGUAGUGGCAGCGUCAGCUGCAGAAGUGACGACGAAAGCAGCGGCAGAUGACAACGAUAGCGAUAACGAUGAAUUGCAUAUGCAGAAGAGCGACUCGGACGAAGAUGGGUAUUCGAAUAUCGAUUUUUUCGAUGACAAUUACCAACUUAUUGAAUCCGAUGAAUCCGUAGAUGAAUUCGAUCCAGUUUGGGGCCAUGCCUUAAUGCAGCCCAGCAAAGUUUUUAAUUUUAAUGGAAAAUGUCAAGAAAGCCUUACAGACGACUCCAUAUUUGAAAAUCCAAUUUCUUAUUUUGAUAUGGUGCUUGGGCCGAGGAGAGAGUUCUUCACAAAGUUGGCGAAUAGUUGUAGCACUCGUGCUGCAAAAACAAUCGCAAACAAUUCGGGUUUUCAUAGUUUCACAGCGAAAAAAUUGCAAAUAUUUAUUGGAAUUUGCUUGCAAAUGAGUUCAUUCAGAUUAUUUGAGAUAGAACAAUACUGGAGCGAAACCGAUCACUUUGGCUUUGACGGGUUCGGCGAUAAAAUGAGUUUGGAACAUUUCAGAAUGAUAUUGGAUGUAUUAAAUUUUGAUAUGUUUAAGAAGUCCUACAGUUCGGCUCGUAACCCUAAGAGUGGUAAAUUAGCAAACAUUCUUUCUGACAUUAAGCCUCUAUUGGACUACUUCAACAAGAACAUGGAAUCGGUUUACUCCUGUGAUCGCCGGUUAAUUUUAGGCGAACCUCUAAUAUACUGGAAAGGCAAAUUCAACUGGUUGAACGAAGUGCGGGACAAGUUUCGUUGUAACGCAGUCACUCUACACUUUUUGACUGAACCAUCUGGAAUGCUUUUAAAAAUAGUGCCCGAUUUAGAGGAGUCAGAACGAAAACAGUUUACUCGUAAUUCGAAAUCCCUUGCUCUUCAGCGGUCGGCAAUUGCAAUGGAUCUACUAAAGUCAAAAUUGGGAAAAGGUCACUUUGUUUAUGCUUCUAAAUACUACAGCAGCUAUGCACUUGCCUCGGCCUUGGCUAAACGACAGACUUAUUGCACAGGAUUUUUGGAUUGCAACCGUUAUGGCAAUAGCAAGGAGCUAAUACUAACAAGGCUAGACAAAGGAAGUGCAGUUGCCAGAUAUGCUGGCGACGUAUUGAUGGCAAAAUAUCGACAUCGCGAAAACAGUUUUUAUUUUUAUAGCACCAAUUGUGCAGACAUUUUUGCAAAUGGGGAAAAAUCUGAGGAAUCAUCUCUUGUGGAUGUAGUGAGAGAGCUGGAGACGCUUUUGUGCCCACCAUUGAAUAUCCGGUUAAAAAUGCAGAAUUGUCAAUUGUUAUUUCCUUGCGACGAAAUGAAGUGGGACAAACGAUUGAUGAUCUACGUGAUAAAUUUGAUUGUGUUAAACGCUUAUAUACUCUACAUGAAUCAAAUGAGUUUCAGAAACAUUCAAUCUCCUAUGCGAUACGAGAAAUUUCGAGAAGAAGUUAUAAAGUCAUUACUGAAUACAAAUUUGAAAAGCGAUCAUAUUAUUCUGAUUUUACCACCCAUCGAUGGCAAGGUUGCGAAAAAGAGAUGCCAGAUUUGUCGCAAAGGUGGUCUAACGACAUAUUCAAAGUAUUCUUGUAAAAUGUGUCCGGGAAUGCCGGGUUUAUGCGAAACGCCCUGCUUUAAGAUUUGGCAUGAUCAACUCAAGAAAUCGACGACGGCAACCAAACUUCGUGGAGCAACCCAACUAACUUAAGUACAUUAUGAAAAUUACGGAUAUCGAUAGUUUAGUAUAGAAAGACCUCAUGUAAUAUUUUUGUUUCUUUACAGUGUAGUUAAAAGAAAAAACUUAC